Nematolebias whitei (Rio pearlfish) is the source of this 519-nucleotide messenger RNA. RefSeq lists its product as uncharacterized. NCBI's taxonomy places the organism in Eukaryota, Metazoa, Chordata, Actinopteri, Cyprinodontiformes, Rivulidae. The record is from RefSeq and is a predicted model, not a curated record. The transcript has 2 exons. Bases 1 to 519 code for a protein of 172 amino acids.
AUGGCGCAAAGCAGUGAGAGGCUCCUCUUGUUUUCUGUCACUGUGGUUUUAUCACUCAUUCUGACGUCAGCUGUGAAAACUCUGAACUCGCAAGCGGAGCUGCAGAACAGUGGUUUUGGUCAACCCCCACCUCGCCACGGCCUCAAGAUUCUGGUGUGGUAUGUUCAGAACUGCUUGGACAACAACAUGAGGGCUCUGUGUGAUCCUACCCAAGGAGAAUAUGGAUUCCACUGGUUUCAGAACCGAGGGCCCGAUCAUCUGCUCCCUGUGAUUGAGGAUAAAAAGCAGUAUGAAUACUUUACCAUUGGGAACCUCAACUCACCUCAUGCCAAAGACCUGCCUUUCGAAGUCAGGAGGGACUACAAUCCCCACGAUCCUAAAAGUAACAUGGACAGAAUUUUAGUGAGAUACAAUAACAACAAUAAGCUCAUUGAUGAGAUUUAUGCAUCUGCACAUUAUAAAGCAACAGAGACGUACAAGAUAGGCCCAGAUCUUCUACAAAUAAUACAAAAUAUAUAA